CUUCAAGAAUAGUUUUAGCUCGCAAUGUAGUAACACAAGACAGAAAAGAUAAGAAGAGAACUUAUCAAGAACGAGAGGAGAACAAGAAGAGGAGGACAAAUUAUUAAGCGCAUAACAUGUUAUUACUCUGUAUGAUCAAGGUUUGGAAGUUACAAGUGAAUGACCAGUUAGGGCCAAGGAUAUUGAAGAGAUGAGGUAAUGAGCUGAGAUGGCAAGAAAGGAUUGAUUCAUAGAGAAAGGAUACGGCAUCUGGGAGAACCGUUGAGUGAAUUUCUUUGAAGGGUAAGUUAAGUGGGUCCCCACAGACACUUGUUUGAAAAUACUGUGGGGGGCUUUGCUGGAAUUGUGAGCAGCACUGUGCAUGGUGCUGAAUCUGCUGACUGCUUACUGCUGAACCUGAAUCAGAGCCUAAAAUUCGAGGAUUGGAAAUUGGGAGGACCCACGUGUCACGUGAAGGGUGUCACCUCUUUAAGAGGGAUUGACAAUUUUAUUCAAAGAACAAAUCUUUGUAAUCCUUUCUCCACCAAUGAUCAUCUAUCUCCCACGUGGGACUAUUGGUCCCACGUCAUCCCCCACCCCUCAAACUCAAAAUUCUGAUACAUAUAUACAAACCAAAAACAGAAUUCUUCUCACCCUACUACCUGAGAUCAUUCUUCCAUAUAUUGUCAUCCAGAGAAGCUUUCUUUUUUGUAUACUUGAACCACACCUUUCCAUGUAAUCAAAUUUUCAGUGUCUUUGUAACGAUCAUUAGAUUCAUUACAUAUCUAUACAGUUAGAGAAACGAAUAAGAGCGAAAAUAGUGUUUUAGCCGGAUCAGAUCAUGGGGGACUCUUCUUCUGCUUCGUACAUCCACAUGGUGCAACACUUGAUUGAGAAGUGUCUACUGUUCCACAUGACAAAGGAAGAGUGCAUGGAAGCUCUCUCUAAGCAUGCAAAUAUCAAACCUGUCAUCACUUCCACUGUUUGGAAGGAACUGGAGAAAGAAAACAAGGACUUCUUUGAGGCCUAUGCUAGAAACAGAGGAGACCGAAUGUCUGAAUCAGAAACUACCGAGAAGAUCCAAAAAAUGCUCUCGGAGUCAUCUGCUACUUCACCCGGCUGUCGGUCAUCCGUAGGAUCCCAAGACGAAAAUGACCGAGACGAACAUGAUUAAGUAAUCCUUAUUCCAUAAUCAUCCUCUCUUUACCUCUCUUUGAUGCUCAUCACGCUUACAGUACCCUUUAGCUUAGUUAUCUCUUAUGUUAUCUGGUUCUAUCUGCAUAAUAUCCAACCAUGCAAUUUAAGAUUGCGGGCAGAAGAAUAAAAGAGACAUAGUAAAAAUAAAAAGUAGAGCAAAAGAACAAGGGAAGAAACAAAUAAUAGUCCAAGUUGUGUGUACCAUGUUUGUGUCGGAAUCUGAUGUAUAUUGACAUCAAAUAUAAGAUGUACUACGUACUACUCUUUGAUGAAGAUUUGAAUCGAGGGAAAUACUGCUUCUCUAUCAAGUGGGGUCUAAACCUUUCUCUCCUUUGAUAUGUUUGGAUGCGGUCACGAUCAGGAUCAUCGAUGAUGAGUAAGUAAUUGAAAAGCGUGACAAAAUUUAUUGUAUGUUCAUUUGGACUUCUGAACCUGCUACUGAUAUGUACAGUCGGAAAGACAUCGAGAGAGAUGGACACGUGUGCGAACGAACGCGGCAAGGCUUCUGGUCUUUUUUGUUGCUCAUCUGAUUAUUUGAAUUUGUAUUUCAAUUGUUACUAUUUGUUUCUUCUUCUUUUGCUCUGCUCUUAUUAAUAAUAUUGCACAUAUGAUUAUGUUGUAGUA
This is a messenger RNA of Papaver somniferum (opium poppy), 1800 nucleotides long. RefSeq lists its product as uncharacterized. Lineage: Eukaryota; Viridiplantae; Streptophyta; Magnoliopsida; Ranunculales; Papaveraceae. The record is from RefSeq and is a predicted model, not a curated record. The coding region runs from base 821 to 1153 and encodes 110 amino acids. The transcript is spliced from 3 exons.